AUGGGGCUAAACGAAUUGUUUGCCUUUUUUUCUCUUCAUCGUCUUCUCUUUUCUCCCCGCUCUCCACAUAUCUGUCUACCUCUCUCGGGGUUGCUUCCGUCCUCAUCGUGCCUGCACCUUCAGGUUCCUGUCGAUGACCUCUAUGAGGCCAGUCAGGCUCUCAUUAAAGCGCUUCUCUUGCGCCAGAAGUACAUGAACUUGUCACGCCAGCACUACCACCGCACCACAGCACGCUACCUCAGCAUGCUGGUCAACAACGAGCCAUUCUAUCAGCUAGACAACCAAGAUCGUAUCUACAAUCUGGUGCACAGUCCGGCGUAUGCUUCAUCGGGACUCAGACGCACUUUAUUGCUUUUGAAGUACCUUUCAUUUCUUUUGAAGAGGAGAGUAGAAGGCCCUAGUAAGUUGGCCUCACCGGAAGCUGUAGAGGUAUUGCCUUGGAGCUGCGAUUGA
This is a messenger RNA of Protopolystoma xenopodis, 453 nucleotides long. The record is from the annotation of a GenBank genome assembly. Lineage: Eukaryota; Metazoa; Platyhelminthes; Monogenea; Polystomatidea; Polystomatidae.